Messenger RNA from Tripterygium wilfordii, 2004 nucleotides. RefSeq names its product putative disease resistance RPP13-like protein 1. The coding region runs from base 184 to 2004 and encodes 606 amino acids. NCBI's taxonomy places the organism in Eukaryota, Viridiplantae, Streptophyta, Magnoliopsida, Celastrales, Celastraceae. The record is from RefSeq and is a predicted model, not a curated record. The transcript has a single exon. Gene Ontology annotation, biological process: defense response to other organism. Gene Ontology annotation, molecular function: ADP binding.
GUGUAAAAUGUAAGAACUAAGAAGUCAUGGCCUUUUUUUUUUCUCUAGCGAAACGACAAAGGAGGAAAAUAACAUAAAGCACGCCAAAGAUACGUACAACCACAAGAGGACCUUAAUUACUUUGAGAGAUUUGUCUUUUGAAACCUCAUUUUCUCUUACCAUUUUGUGUUUCUUCUUGUUACAAUGGAGAUCGCUAUUGGUGUUGGAGGAGCACUCCUUUCUGCUUCUGUUCAGCCACUGAUUGAAAGGCUCGUAACCUCUCAUGAACUGAACAUCUUUGCUCGACGGGAGAAAAUCCAUGCUGACCUCAAGGACUGGGAGAUGAUGCUGGCCGAAAUCAAUGCUUUGCUCGAUGAUGCUGAAGACACCCAAAUGACAAAUUCUGUAGUGAAAAUAUGGCUUGAUGAGUUUCGAGAUCUGAUCUAUGACAUCGAAGAUGUGUUGGAUGAGUUCAACACCGAAGCUUUGAAGCGCAAGGUGAUGGAAGAUUCUCAGGGAAGCACAAACAAGCUGCGAAAGUUCAUCCCCACUCGUUUCACUUCUUUCGCGUUCAACAUUAAGAUGGCAUCCAGGAUAAAAGACAUUACUAAAAGAUUACAACGUAUUAAUGCAUGGCAGGAGCAGACUCUAAAUUUGAGAAGGCUUGUUAAUGGGACGAGAUCGAAGCAGCCGAAGGAAAGGCCACCGACAACUUCGACAACUUCUUUGGUAGAUGAAUCGGAUAUUUAUGGCAGGAAUGAUGACAAGGAAGCUAUUACUAAGAUGCUGUUAUGCAAUGGAGAAGGUGGUAACAAUUCCAUUUCUGUGAUAGCUAUAGUGGGGAUGGGAGGAAUUGGUAAGACUACUUUAGCAAAGUUAGUCUACAAUGAUUCUGCUAUGCAAAACUAUUUUGACAUCAAGAUAUGGGUAUGUGUUUCUGAAAAUUUUGAUGUUAUCUACUUAACGAGAACAAUUCUACGGUAUGUAGCUCCAGAGAUCUGUGAUUUAAAGGAUCUUAAUUUGAAUUCACUUCAAGAAACAUUGAAAAAGAAAUUAUCUCAAAAGAAAUUUUUGCUCAUCCUAGAUGAUGUCUGGGAAGAGGAUUACAGUCAAUGGGAUCUACUACGUGCACCUUUCGUUUCUGCAGCAACAAGUAGCAAAAUAGUUGUCACCACUCGUAAGAAAAAUGCUGCACCAAUCACAGCUGAUGUUCAUGCCUACUGUGUGAAGGAGUUGCCAGAUGAAGAGUGCUUGUUCUUAUUGGCUCACCAUGCUUUGGCGGCACAAAGCUUUGAUGCACACUUAGAUCUAAAGGAUAUUGGUCUGGAAUUGGCGAAUAGGUGUAACGGACUUCCGUUGGCUGCAAAAGUAUUGGGAGAUCUCUUGCGCAAUAAACGAAGCCGUGAGGAGUGGGAACGUGUAUUGAGAAACAAAUUGUGGAAUUCCCGAGAAACGAGCAAUAGUGUCUAUCCGAUUCUAAAAUUGAGCUACAAUGAUCUCCCUUCUCAUUUAAAGCGAUGUUUUGUUUAUUGUGCAAUAUUCCCCAAGGAUUAUGAAUUUGAUAGAGAUGAAUUGGUUUCUUUAUGGAUGGCAGAAGGCUUCUUGCAACAUCCCCAGGGAAGGAAGACAAUGGAGGACUUGGGAAUUGAAUACUUUGAGGAUUUGGUAUCAAGGUCAUUCUUUCAGUCGUCGGUCAGUCAUCAAUCAAGAUCAUUAUUUCUGCCAUCAAGUAGGACAACAUCAAGAUAUGUGAUGCAUGAUCAUAUAAGUGAUCUUGCUCAAACUAUUGCGAAAGAAAUUUGUUAUAAUUAUGAGACUACGUUCGAGGAUGAUAUGUCAAGUUUAAAAUAUCAAAAGGUCCGUCAUGCAUCUUUUUCCCGUCUCAAAGAUAUUGACUCGCAAGAGUAUGAAAUCUAUACUCGAAUGAAGAGGUUGAGAACAAUUGUGGGUUAUCCAAUUUUGCGAAGAGGUGACUUCCCUGAGUCGAGAGACUAUGAAUACAAGAUGCUGUACAAGUUAUUGUGA